Molecule: messenger RNA, 393 nt
Organism: Peniophora sp. CBMAI 1063
Lineage: Eukaryota; Fungi; Basidiomycota; Agaricomycetes; Russulales; Peniophoraceae
Source: the annotation of a GenBank genome assembly
AUGUUCCGCUUCACGAGGCCGCUCCUCCAGGUUACAAAGCUCUCGACCGGCAUCACCGGCAUACCCGUACACAAGAACCCGCUGCCCGCACUCUCCAAGCUGUACGAGAACACGCUUGCGGGGCUCGCAUCCCUCCCCGAGCACUCCGUCUACCGCCAGGGCACAGAAGCCGUCGUGCGCCACAAACUCUCCAUCCUCAACUCCGCAAACGGAGACAUUGCCGCCGUAGAGAAGGGCCUGGACGAGGGGCAGAUCGAAGAGUCGCUCCUGAUUGCGGAGGACGAGCUCAGCUUGGUGGGCAAGGUCGCCGAGUGGAAAUCAUGGGAGCCAUUAGAGGUCAAGCCGGAUGCGGGACAGUGGGAGUAUUUCGGGAAGCAGUCCAACGCAGCAUAA